This is a messenger RNA of Phyllostomus discolor (pale spear-nosed bat), 2110 nucleotides long. RefSeq names its product WT1 transcription factor (gene WT1). Gene Ontology annotation, cellular component: nucleus. The coding region runs from base 105 to 1406 and encodes 433 amino acids. The record is from RefSeq and is a predicted model, not a curated record. The transcript is spliced from 9 exons. Gene Ontology annotation, molecular function: RNA polymerase II cis-regulatory region sequence-specific DNA binding; DNA-binding transcription factor activity, RNA polymerase II-specific. NCBI's taxonomy places the organism in Eukaryota, Metazoa, Chordata, Mammalia, Chiroptera, Phyllostomidae. Gene Ontology annotation, biological process: negative regulation of cell population proliferation; negative regulation of apoptotic process; regulation of transcription by RNA polymerase II.
GGGGCCCCGGGGGUAUCUGGGCCAAGUUAGGCGUGGCGGAGUCGAGCACCGAGCGUCGGCAAGACCUGAGGAGUCGGGGGACGUCCGGGGCCGAACUGCAGCAAAUGGGCUCCGACUUGCGGGACCUGAACGCGCUGCUGCCAGCGGUACCCUCGCUGGGCGGCGGCGGGGGCUGCGCCCUGCCGGUGAGCGGCGCCGCGCAGUGGGCACCAGUGCUGGACUUUGCGCCCCCGGGGGCCUCGGCAUACGGUUCGUUGGGCGGUCCUGCCCCUCCGCCCGCUCCGCCGCCGCCCCCGCCGCCUCCGCCGCCUCACUCCUUCAUCAAACAGGAGCCGAGCUGGGGCGGCGCGGAGCCGCACGAAGAGCAGUGCUUGAGCGCCUUCACUGUCCACUUCUCCGGCCAGUUCACGGGCACAGCUGGAGCCUGUCGCUACGGACCCUUCGGUCCUCCUCCCCCCAGCCAGACGUCCUCCGGCCAGGCCAGGAUGUUCCCCAACGCGCCCUACCUGCCCAGCUGCCUGGAAAGCCAGCCCGCUAUUCGAAACCAAGGUUACAGCACGGUCACCUUCGACGGAACGCCCAGCUACGGCCACACGCCCUCGCACCACGCGGCGCAGUUCCCCAACCACUCCUUCAAGCACGAGGACCCCAUGGGCCAGCAGGGCUCGCUGGGUGAGCAGCAGUACUCCGUGCCGCCCCCCGUCUAUGGCUGCCACACCCCCACCGACAGCUGCACCGGCAGCCAGGCCCUGCUGCUGAGGACGCCCUACAGCAGUGACAAUUUAUACCAGAUGACCUCCCAGCUUGAAUGCAUGACCUGGAAUCAGAUGAACUUAGGAGCCACAUUAAAGGGCCACGGCACAGGGUAUGAGAGCGAUAACCACACCACGCCCAUUCUGUGUGGGGCCCAGUACAGGAUACACACCCACGGCGUCUUCAGGGGCAUUCAGGACGUGCGGCGUGUGCCUGGAGUAGCCCCGACGCUUGUCCGGUCAGCCUCUGAGACCAGUGAGAAACGCCCCUUCAUGUGUGCUUACCCGGGCUGCAAUAAGAGAUAUUUUAAGCUGUCUCACUUACAGAUGCACAGCCGGAAGCACACUGGUGAGAAACCAUACCAGUGUGACUUCAAGGACUGUGAGCGAAGGUUUUCUCGUUCAGACCAGCUCAAAAGACACCAAAGGAGACACACAGGUGUGAAACCCUUCCAGUGUAAAACUUGUCAGCGAAAGUUCUCCCGGUCUGACCACCUGAAGACCCACACCAGGACUCAUACAGGUAAAACAAGUGAAAAGCCCUUCAGCUGCCGGUGGCCCAGCUGUCAGAAAAAGUUCGCCCGGUCAGACGAGUUGGUCCGCCAUCACAACAUGCACCAGCGAAACAUGACCAAGCUCCAGCUGGCACUCUGAGAGGUCCGACCCGGGGACAGCUCUGUGACCCAGGCUGGACACUGUGGGAAGAACUACUUUCCAAUCUGACUUUAAGAGUCCUCCUCACUUGCCUCUCUCAGGAGGGAAUGGCAGUUCAUCUUCUUCAUGCAGCUUCCCAGACAAGAUGCGUGUACUACUGGAUCCUACCGGCUCUGCCCAGAGAAGCUGGCCCCUGCUUUGCCAACUUGUCGUGGACUCCGAAGGCCCCGGAGAAGUGGCGGACGGCAUCUGGUCCCUUAGACGCCUGCCGCUGUUUCGGUCUGGAUUUUCCGGCGUAAGAAGAGCCACUGUUGAUAAUGUUCCCCCACCCUCUCCUUCUUUUUACGCUCAUUUUCACUGGGAAUGGGGUCGUUGUACCAUUUUCCGUCAUAGAAUAUUUAUAGGCCAGGGCAUGUGGAUGUGUCUGCUAAUGUAAACUUUGUCAUGGUUUCCAUUUACUAACAGCAACGGCAAGAAAUAAAUCAGAGGGCCGGGCCCUGGGGUGAGUCCCGUCCGGCAGCCCCGAGGUCAGGCAGGCUGUGCGCCACCAGGCAACUUUUAAAACUCGUGUGUGUCCAGCCGCUGAGAAAAGAAUCAGACCAAACCAGUACCUCUGUAGAGACGUCUCAGAGAAUCUUGCCACUCGGUUAGUUCAAUGUUAACAUGAGCACAAGGCUCUUAAGAAACUGUGCUUGGAGAUCUGA